Beta vulgaris subsp. vulgaris (sugar beet) is the source of this 891-nucleotide messenger RNA. RefSeq lists its product as uncharacterized. Bases 1 to 891 code for a protein of 296 amino acids. Lineage: Eukaryota; Viridiplantae; Streptophyta; Magnoliopsida; Caryophyllales; Amaranthaceae. The record is from RefSeq and is a predicted model, not a curated record. The transcript has a single exon.
AUGAAAGACCUGGGCUGCCUCAAGUACUUUCUGGGUAUUGAAGUGGAUAGAUCUGAAAAUGGAUUCUUUAUCUCUCAACACAAAUACACCUCAGAUAUCCUCACUGAAUAUGGCAUGCUACAUUCCAAACCUUUACAACUUCCCAUGGACAGUCACCUUAAAUUAACUCAUGACAAGGGUGAUGUCCUCCCUAAUCCCACUCUCUACCAAAGACUCCUAGGCAAGCUUAUCUACCUCACUAUCACCGGGCCAGAUAUUGCCUUCACUGUUCAACUCCUAGCCCAAUUUAUGCAACAACCCACAACUGUCCACAUGCAAGCUGCCAAGAGACUUUUAAGAUAUCUAGCUGGCACUCUCUCUCAGGGUAUCCUACUGGCUUCCUCUUCAGCUGCCCAGCUCACAGCUUACUAUGACAGUGACUGGGCAAGCUGUCCUAUCACAAGAAGAUCCACUACAGGUUACUGCAUUUUUCUAGGCCAUUCCCCAGUCAGCUGGAAGACAAAGAAACAACCUGUGGUGGCUAGAUCCUCUGCAGAAGCAGAAUACAGAGCCAUGGCUCUCACCACAUGUGAAGUAACCUGGCUUUCAGCCUUACUCAAGGACCUUGGGCUCAAACAACUGCCACCUACUGUUCUCAAGUGUGACAACAAAGCAGCCUUGGCUAUUGCUGCCAAUCCUGUUCUACAUGAGAGAACAAAACAUGUGGAAUUGGAUUGCCAUUAUGUAAGGGAAAAAAUACAAGCUGGGACAAUUACCACAUCUCAUGUUUCCUCCUCUGAUCAAGUUGCAGACAUCAUGACCAAGGUUCUCCCUGUCAAGCUGCACCUAUCUCAUCUCACAAGCUGGGAGCUUCACCUGAGCUGCACUCCCCAGCUUGAGGGGGCGUAUUAA